AUGGCCGAGAUGACGGUCAUGGUGGAAGAGGAUGCAGGCAAAAGCUUGAGGCCUGGAAGAAUCUCCUCUCAGCCAAACUGCACAGAAGAGUUCCCUCAGGUGUGGCUCGACUAUCUUGUGGAGAGCACCAAGAUAGAGGGUGACAGGCUACAAAAUUCUCUGGAAGCUGCUCGAACCAAGAUCUUUGCGAAUAAGAGCUUUGAGAUUCUCUGUUCUUCACAUCCCUUCACCUGGUUUCUGUCUGUGAGGAUCUUCCAAGCGGGUUUGGCUGUCAUUGCUUUCCUUUUCCUGUUUUUGCCACUGUCUCACUCAGCGACUUGGUCGCUUUCAAGCAUUAGUCAGCCCCAAGGAGCGUCUCGUUUCUUUCGAUUCACUGCUAGAAAGCUUCAGAAUGGACUGUCAGGGCCUGCCAUAACAUCUCCUGGGAUACAAUCCUUCGGAGUGCUGAGAGGGGACUGUUUGAUUCCGAGGUAUCCGCUAGGAGACGAGUAUGUUGAAGAGAGGCAAGGAGCUUCCGUGACUUUGAGAUUAGAUGCCUCGCACUCUUUCGAUGGCUGGUACUUUCUCACAUCCAACUCUAGCAAUGAGUUCAACCCCGUCGAAUUCACCCUUGAGUCAUCCAGCGACGGCGAGCACUGGAAAGUCUACGUGAUGCAGUCCAUGCAGUCGUUGGAUCGAGUAGUUCCCGUCCCUGUAGGUCAAGACGUGCUCGAGCAAGACUUCUCGAGGAUGUUGGCUUCGCUUCCACGAAAUCAGCUCAUCAAGAUCAGCUGGAACGCGAUCAAAUGCCGGUGGCCUGCAUAUGCGAGGGUCUUGGAGCGAUUGUUCAAGGGGCUCGGAAUCUUGCUUGCUGUAGCAUGCGCGCAUCUAAAAAGGCUCCACGCGUCGGUACCGAUGCUGUGCUUGGGAUAUUUCCUCUCGGCAGCUGUUGGCAUGUCCGAGUUCAUUGUCACGUGGAGCAGCUGCAACUUAGAGGUGGAGUAUGCGGCGCUGAUCGAGAGCCUCAUGAUCCUGCUGCUUUUUCCUUGUCCUCUCGUUGUUCACGAGUGCCUGGUGUUGGAGCUGGGGGCAGCGUCAUCAGCGAUUCUCCUUGGGGUGGAGGCUGCACUGAGAUCAAACGGGGCAUACAUGAGAAUCGUGCAGCUGCUUUUCUUUCUUGUCUUGAUGGCAAUCCGUGAAUACCUCAGAGCUUCCUCCCGCAAGUCUGCCAUGAAUCACCAGGCCGAGCUGGAGAAGGUUUGGGAAGACAUACUAUCCCAGGGAGGCGACUCAAGCUUGAGAGAGCUGCAUGAAGUGGCUUACACUGGUUGCAAAAGCGCUCGGAAGCACUUGCGGCAAUUUUGUCUUGCACCAAUUCAGACAAACCAAGGAGAUGCAAACCUAGAUGUCGAAAGGAUUCGAGCCUUGGAAGCAUUCUCUUCAUCGAAAAGAUCUUGCUCACCUUCUACGCACGAAUCAUUUGGAGCUUUUACCUCCCGCUCAAGUGUAAAGCUUUCGGAAACAAACGAGAUCACUAGUUUUGACCAACUGUACGCCCAGGGGGUUGUGAUGCAGAAAGUGUUUGUUGACAAAUUGGUGGUCAUCGUUGAAAAACUGCAGACCUCGCACGGGUGUAUCGCUCGUUUCCAUGAGACUCCCAUGAAGAGCUUCGAAGCAAGCUACGAAAAGAUCUUACGAAAGUACCAUGGAGCCGUUGCAAGACAUACGGAUCUGGUGCGGCAGAGCAUCGUCUUCGAGCGGAUACAAGACAUCACAGAGUGUUUGCGAGUGCUGUUUGAAGACCGAGGGGUGGUGAUUGUGAGCCUCACGAACAGACUCGCUGUGAAGGACGAGCACAAACAUUUGGGACAGGUCAGGGAUGUUUGUCUCAAAAUUCGAUUAUUUACAGAGCAAUCGCGGUUCUACGGCACAUGCGCGUUUGUUUGUGAACUUCGACUGGUUCUGGCCCGUCUGCAAGCUGCGGCAACCUCGAACAUGUUGGACGAUUUGAAGUCAUACCGGCGCAUCCACCAGAUCGACCUGCCUGCGCAAUGCUCCUUGUUCUUGGCGAUGCUAGACUCGUUCACUUGGUUGCUGAGGGUGAGGCAUCAUAAGAUCCGUAGACUGUCAAGGGUUGCGGUGGAGAAUCUUGGCGGUGCAGGCGAGGAGGCCGAGUCUCUGAACUCACUCUACCAAUCAGCCCCUCACUGCUGGUCUGAAGAACAAAGGCAUAAGGACCUGUUAAGACAGAGAUGCCUGAUUGCUGGAAACAUCCUCGGGGCGAGGCUCAAGGAGCGGCGACAUGCAGUCAGGAAGACGGGAAGCAGCAGCGUGCUCUUCACUUCCAUUCCUUGCACGCUUGCGAUACAGAAGGUCUCUUUCAAGGUGUCGAUGGUGAUUGUUGGCAUCUUCUAUGUGGUGCACACGUUCGGACCCGGAGGGAUAUGGUAUGAUUUCGCUGGCCAACAAGUGUUCCAAGUGCAAGCUGCAAGGAUGAAAGUUUUGCAACAGCGGGAGGACAGACUACCAGCCGGUGGGAACUACUCACUUAAGCUCGGUUGGAUCUUGAAUGGUUGUAAGGUCUCUUCUGCAGUGGAGGGAGUAGAGAAGGAGAACAACUUUUACUUCUCCUUCAAGAGUUUCGAAGCCGCCAACGCCUUCUACUUCAUCACUGACAGUCGCCUCGGCACCGAGGGACUUGACCCCGUUCGAUUCCAGCUGGAGGUCACCACUUCUUCAACCAAGAACCCGUGGGAGCUGCAAGACUCCAGCUGGAGGCUGAAAGCAGGCACCCGAUGCAAGUGGGAUAUUUACACCACAGCCUGCAUUCCCUUCUGGGAGGAGGCCUAUCCCACAACCUUAGAGCGAGGAGCUGAGAACGAGGUGACGCUUGUCGCGCCUCUGUAUGAAGCUCUCGACACGAUCUUCUACAUCUUCCCGGUGAUCUUCGGCCUCUUCACCGGGUCCUUGUUGAGCGUUCUUGGGAAGCCUCGCACGGGUAUUGUGCUCUUCUCCUUUAGCUUCUGCGGGCCUGGUUUCUUUCAGAUCACUAGUGGAAUAAUCCACAUGGCCGUCGACGGAUGGGCGACCGACCUUGUCCGAUUGUUCUUUGAAGGCUUUGCGGCUUUGAUCUCAGGAUUGCUGCUGGUGUUCUGGGAAGAGAAGUUUGUCCCUUUUCUUCCGUUCGACGCCUUGAUGAACUACUUUGCUGUCAACUUCCACUACUUUCUUGUACUUGAGAAAAGACAGUUUCAGAUUCCAGUCAACGGAUCGAUCCUGCUGCUGGGCUGGCUGAUUGCGCGCAUUGCACGCAGAAUUGCAAUCGUUCGAGCAUGGCAGGGGAUCAAGGACGACUCGAAGCAUUACAACGAGGUUUGGCGGGCAUUGACGACCAACGAAGAGUCGAUGGCGCAAGUGACGAGGUUGAAGGAGACUGUCGGUGCUGGGCACAAGGCCUGGCGGAAGGGGGCCAUAUGUCAGGUGAAGGCGGGAGAGCAAGAGCAUAGCCCUUCAUUGUUCGACCGACUCUUACGACAUAACGCGGGGAAGAUCGCAUGUCUGGAUCAGCUCUACAAUCAGGCCAUGCUGCUUGAGCUAGCCUACCUACGCAAGGUGAAGGAGCUGCUCAAGAAGUGGGGUGGGCUCGUGCAGGAUGUGGAGGCUGGGGAGGAGGGACCAAGAGAGGUCAAGUGGGUGCGAUACGAAGAAGGGAAUGCGCAGUAUCGACACAGCUGGGCGAGUCUCAAGGGAUUCGAUCGGGCAAUCGAGAAGCUGAGCAGGUCGUACAAGGGGGAAGUCUGGCGGCUGCUGGACGUGGUGCGGCAAUGUAUAGUGUUCGAGAGCAUCGAGGACAUCACGAGAUGCUUCCGAGGGAUCUGCGAGGACGAGGAGCUCGUGAUCCUGCGCGUCAAGAAUCGUUUCGAUCCCGAGUUUACGUCGCAGCAAUCAGGAGCGUACCGUGACCUGUGUCUCAACGUCCGUCUUGACAACGAGGAGACUCGUCGACUGGGUGUGAACUCACACGUGUGCGAGCUUCAAUUGUCGCUCAAGGACUACAAGGCCUGGGUCAUACACAGCCAUGGGCACAGGCGAUACGUAGAAUAUCGCAAUACACGAGGAGAGUGA
Messenger RNA from Guillardia theta CCMP2712, 4104 nucleotides. RefSeq lists its product as hypothetical. NCBI's taxonomy places the organism in Eukaryota, Cryptophyceae, Pyrenomonadales, Geminigeraceae. The transcript has 3 exons. Bases 1 to 4104 code for a protein of 1367 amino acids. The record is from RefSeq and is a predicted model, not a curated record.